Molecule: messenger RNA, 5423 nt
Organism: Malurus melanocephalus (red-backed fairy wren)
Lineage: Eukaryota; Metazoa; Chordata; Aves; Passeriformes; Maluridae
Gene: BCL11A
Product: BCL11 transcription factor A
Exons: 4
Coding region: 503-2869 (788 amino acids)
Biological process (GO): negative regulation of dendrite development; regulation of transcription by RNA polymerase II
Cellular component (GO): nucleus
Molecular function (GO): RNA polymerase II cis-regulatory region sequence-specific DNA binding; DNA-binding transcription factor activity
Source: RefSeq, a predicted model, not a curated record
CCCCUCCCCCCCCUGCGAUCACUGUCCAUUGGCUUGUCCUGCUCUCUUUUUCAUGUCCAGCCCCUGAUGAGUGUCCAUUGGUGUUGCCUUCGCCUUCCCUCCUCCCCUCUCCCCGGCUUGCCCUGCCCAUGUUUUGUAUGUCUCUGUCCAUCCAGGCUCCUGACGUUCAAGUUCGCAGGGACGUCACGUCCGCACUUGAACUUGCAGCUCAGGGGGGCUUUUGCCAUUUUUUUCAUCUCUCUCUCUCCUUCUCUCUCUCCCUCUCUCUCUCUCUCCCUCUCCCUCUCUCUCUUUUUUUUUCCUUGCACAAAAAAAAAAAAAAAAGCCAUGACUGCUAUCCCACAAUUCAUCUUCCCUGCGCCAUCUUUGUAUUAUUUCUAAUUUAUUUUGGAUGUCAAAAGACAUUGAUGAAGAUAUUUUCUCUGGAGUCUCCUUCCUCUCUAACCCGUCUCUCCCGAUGUGAACCGAGCGACUCACAAGCCACCGAAGCCACCAACCCACCAUGUCGCGCCGCAAGCAAGGCAAACCCCAGCACUUAAGCAAACGGGAAUUUUCACCCGAACCUCUUGAAGCCAUUCUCACUGAUGAUGAACCUGAACAUGGCACAUUGGGAGCUCCAGAAGGGGACCACGACCUCCUCACUUGUGGCCAGUGUCAGAUGAACUUUCCGUUGGGGGACAUUCUUAUUUUUAUUGAGCACAAACGGAAACAAUGCAAUGGCAGUCUCUGCCUAGAGAAGGCUGUGGAUAAGCCACCUUCACCCUCACCAAGUGAGCUGAAAAAAGCAUCCAAUCCUGUGGAGGUUGGCAUCCAGGUUACGCCAGAGGAUGACGAUUGUUUAUCAACGUCAUCUAGAGGAAUUUGCCCUAAACAGGAACAUAUAGCAGGUAAAGAUGAGCCCAGCAGCUACACGUGUACGACUUGUAAACAGCCUUUCAACAGCGCCUGGUUCCUCUUGCAGCACGCACAGAACACGCACGGCUUACGGAUCUACCUAGAAAGCGAGCACGGCAGCCCCCUGACGCCACGGGUUGGUAUCCCAACAGGACUAGGUGCAGAGUGCCCUUCCCAGCCACCUCUCCAUGGGAUUCACAUUGCAGACAAUAACCCUUUUAACCUGCUCAGAAUACCCGGCUCGGUCUCGAGGGAGGCGUCGGGGCUGGGAGAAGGGCGUUUCCCACCCACGCCGCCCCUCUUUAGCCCUCCCCCGAGGCACCAUUUGGAUCCGCAUCGCAUUGAGCGCCUGGGUGCGGAAGAAAUGGCUCUGGCCACCCAUCACCCUAGUGCCUUUGACAGGGUGCUGCGACUGAACCCCAUGGCGAUGGAGCCCCCCGCUAUGGAUUUCUCCCGGAGGCUGCGGGAGCUGGCCGGCAACACCUCCAGCCCACCCUUGUCCCCGAGCCGGCCCAGCCCUAUGCAAAGGUUGCUGCAGCCCUUCCAGCCCGGCAGCAAGCCCCCGUUCCUGGCCACGCCGCCCCUUCCUCCUCUGCAGUCCGCUCCUCCUCCCUCCCAGCCCCCCAUGAAGUCCAAGUCUUGCGAGUUCUGCGGGAAGACCUUCAAGUUUCAGAGCAACCUGGUGGUCCACCGCCGGAGCCACACGGGAGAGAAGCCCUAUAAGUGCAACCUCUGCGACCAUGCCUGCACGCAGGCCAGCAAGCUGAAGCGCCACAUGAAGACCCACAUGCACAAGUCCUCCCCCAUGACUGUGAAGUCGGACGACGGGCUCUCCACCGCCAGCUCCCCUGAGCCGGGCACCAGCGACCUGGUGGGCAGUGCCAGCAGUGCCCUCAAAUCCGUGGUGGCCAAGUUCAAGAGCGAGAAYGACCCCAACAUGAUCCCUGAGAAYGGGGAUGAGGAAGAGGAGGAGGAGGAGGAGGAAGAAGAAGAGGAGGAGGAGGAAGAGGAGGAGGACUUGAACGAGACCGACAGGCCGGACUACAGCUUCGGGAUGAGCCUGGAGGCGGCCCGUCACCACGAGAACAACUCGCGGGCUGGCGAGGAGGGCCGGUCRAUGCCGGACGUCAUGCAGGGCAUGGUCUUGAGCUCCAUGCAGCACUUCAGCGAGGCCUUCCACCAGGUCCUGGGGGAGAAACACAAGCGGGGCCACCUCCCCGAGCCCGAGGUGCACAGGGACAAUUGCGACGAAGACUCGGUGGCCGGCGAGUCCGACCGCAUCGACGAGGGGGCCAUCAAUGGCCGGGGCUGCUCCCCGGGGGAGUCCGCCUCGGGAGGCCUGUCCAAAAAGCUGCUGCUGGGUAGCCCCAGCUCCCUGAGCCCCUUCUCCAAACGCAUCAAGCUGGAGAAGGAGUUCGACCUGCCGGCUGCCGCCAUGCCCAACACCGAGAACGUUUACUCCCAGUGGCUGGCAGGCUACGCCGCCUCCCGGCAGCUGAAGGACCCCUUCCUCAGCUUCGGCGACUCCCGACAAUCGCCCUUCGCCUCCUCCUCCGAGCACUCCUCGGAGAACGGCAGCCUGCGCUUCUCCACGCCGCCGGGCGAACUGGACGGAGGGAUCUCAGGCCGCAGCGGCACGGGAAGCGGAGGGAGCACCCCCCAUAUUAGUGGCCCGGGCCCUGGCAGGCCCAGCUCAAAAGAGGGCAGACGCAGCGACACUUGUGAGUACUGUGGGAAGGUCUUCAAGAACUGUAGUAAUCUCACCGUCCACAGACGGAGCCACACGGGCGAGAGGCCGUAUAAGUGUGAGCUUUGCAACUACGCCUGCGCCCAGAGUAGCAAGCUCACCCGGCACAUGAAAACACACGGGCAGGUUCGGCGUACCCCCCCAGCUGGCGUGGCGCCCAGGGAGCCCCGGAUGUCUGGCAGUUUUCGGAUGGAAGUUCAAGAGCACUUAAAUUCUGAAAGGAGGUGAAGCUGGGGCGAGCGGCCGGCGGCAUCUCGGCGUCCGGAGGUGGCCUCUGUCCUGCGGGCUUGCCGCAUCCCUGGGAGAGCCUGAGGAGUCACCCGCCGAAGGCAGCGCUCCCCGGGCUCCUCCUGCCUGCAAGACUAUCGUAUUUAUAUUUUGUAAUAGAGUACAACACUUUGGGGUUGGUUUUUCGGUUUUUUGGGGUUUUUUUUUGUUCAUUUGUUUCUUUUUUCAUUUUCUAAAAACAAACAAACAAAUGAAAAAAAGCAAACCCACCCACCAAGGUCAAGGGCUUAAUGAUGGCYUCGACUGGCUCCUUUCCCCAUGGAAAAGACUGUCUUGCUCUUGUGGACAACCCGGCCUGUUGGUUAUCCCUGCAACGUGCCAUUCCUCGGGAGGCACAUCUGAUGUGAUGAAUUAAAAAUAAAGCAAAACACAGUGUAGGUCUGUGGGUGGGUGGGAAAUYGCCAUAAUAAAUGUUGGAGCUUUAGGUUUUGUUUGCUCUGUCUUUAAUUUUUAAUGCUAACAAGGGCCAGACGGCUGGUGUGACUUUGUGUUCCCRUACUGGCUGCAGAAAAGCAAGUGCUGAGUUUUCACUGGGGACGGUGUUGGCACCMGGGGCAGCAUGGCCCCGGCAGACAGACCUUUCCUCGGAGCUAGGCCAGGAGUUGGAGCAAUGCUGAGCCCCUCUGGCCCUUGGCGAUGCUGAAAGGGGGGGUCUCUCAGUUCUCCUCCAUCGCCCGCCCCUCCUUGAUGAAUGCCAGCUGUGGUGUUGCAUUUCUGCUGUUCAACUGCGUUCUUUUGGGGCUGGUGGGAUCUGUGAUGUCCGCCCGUGUCCGUGUGAGCCGAAGUGAGGGCAGCGCAGGUUUCAGGAGGAGUGGCAGCUGUGCUGUGGAGAUGCUGUCAGAGCAGGGGAUCAGAGCCCUGCCCUCAGCUGGGGGAGCUGCUGUCAGUUGUUGUCCCGGUGAUUCCCAGACUUGGCACAAGGGGCACGAGCUUUCCCUCUUGCCAGCAGCGCUCUAUCCCUUGCUCGGCACUGAACCCCCACCCCAGGAGUCCCUGCUUUGGGGCCCAGGCGCUUUGCUGAACUGAAGAUGGGUUAUGUGUGAGCUUUGUGCUGUCUCUGAUGGGAUUUAUAGGCUGUAGCUGCUCAUGGCUUGUGCUGACGAGUGGRAAUGGACCUUAUUUGGUGAAAGAAGCCGGCUGGGUAGUGAGUGGAGUGGCUGGCUGGCCAUGUCAGGAUCAGCGGGAUGGAGUCGAGCUGGGGGGACAGGGCCGGUGGAUUUAUUUGCUUCGUGUAUUAACUUCAAUCUCGCUUCUGUUUUAUUCAUGUCCUUCCUUACAAUCUGAGCAAGACCCUCACUUGAGGCGACCCUCUCCUGGUGAAACAGCUGUAGGGAAAAUGAUGUUGCCUUUUCCACGGGUGGUGGAUGUUCUCCUGUUUUUUAAAACCCUGGGCUGUGCUUCUCGUGGUGGCCUGGGCACAGCACAAGCAUGGACACUUUGGUACCUUAAAAUUUGGCUGGGGUGGGCAGCAGGAACAUCUCCGAGGGGUGCCACAGGGUGCACAGGGACACGAAGGGAGCUGUUGCUGCUGCUCCUGAGGUGAUUUGGUCUUCAAGGGAAAACUACCCAAAAGUCUACGCACAGCUUCAGCUUUUUUUUUAUCCUUAGGGGAUGUUUUUAAAGGUUCUUCCUAACCCAGCCUGUGCUGCCACCUCUGUGUCUGCUCCUAAGGGUGUUUUGAGCCUUGGAAGGGUGAAUCCUGUUGGAUUAAGCAYCCAUUGAUUGUGAGGGCACCAGUGGUGGGGAGUUAGCAGCUCCACGUGCUGCUGGAACACCCACUCCUGCCCUGGGGAUCUGCUCCAAGCAGCUGUGUCAGAUCAGGGCUAUUGGGGUUAUUUAUUGCAAAGGGGGUUGCUUUGCCUCUCCUCCAGAUCACAAAUCAGGAUUCACCUGGUCUGUAUCUACAGCAGGCCUGGCCCAGGGCACCUGGGAAGCUGCUUCAUAAGGAKUUUCAGUGAGCUGGCUCCUUUCUGGGAGUGUCUCACCCUUUGUAUGAGGACAGGCCAGGCCCAGUUCAUGGCUGUCAUCUGGGGUAGCUUGUUAUGCUUUUCUGCUCUGCCUGGUAGAACAAGUGAGGAGGGAUCACUUUCUGUGGCUUGUCUCUCCAUCAGCAGGCAGUGCGAGGGCAGGGGUUUCUCCCAGGAAAAAGCAGGAAAUAACAAAGGGGGCAUGGCUGAAAGUGUUCUGCCAAGCACAGAAGCAAUACCUGAAGUGCUGAAGAUGUAGUCAAACAGUCUUUAAAAUGUCUAUUUUGUAAUACAGGUGUUAAACGUUCCCCCAAAUCCUAGGACUUGGAAACAUCUUCAGAAUUCCUGUUGCCUUAAAGAUGCAAGCAGAUGUGGUGUCUGUUCUGAGAGCCCCUUGUGAGCCCCUCCUGUCCCUGGCUGCCAGCCCUGCUCCUGCUCCUGCCCCAGGCUCUGCUGUGGAUCCUGCACAGCCCCAGGACAGCCUCAGCACAAGGCCUGGUGGACAUUCCAAAGGGUUUCCACUGCCC